GUUUGCUUGGGUUACCUGUGGAAUGCUGCCUCUACUGCUUCAUUGUUAUUAGAGCACGCCGGUCAGCUAGGUCGAAAGUAAAUACUACUACUUCUGUACCAAAGAUUUCUUACCUCAAAGGUCAAAUCAUUCAGUAAAUUUAAAGGCUCGAGGUCAGAUGUUAUUUGGAAAAGAAUAGAGUAAAUAGAGAAAGAAUUUUGAUAAUGUUUAUGAAGAUGCUCAAACAACUGGCUCUCGUCCUCGUGCUAGCCUGGUUCCCAAGUAAAGUCAGCUCUGCAUCAUGUGGACUAACAACAAGCUCUAAUUUAGGAGCUGGCUAUCUUAGCUYGCCAACUAAAUCUGGCUCUGGAGGAUUUACUUCAAUAGUUCCAAGUACCCUAAAUGCAGAAUACCCUAAUGACAUGGACUGUACUUAUGAUAUUAAUGCUCCAUCUGGAACAGUUGUCAAACUAACUUGGAGAACAUUUGAUUUAAAAGGCUAUAUGCCAACAUGUUGGCCAAAAGACUAUGUGGAGAUAUUUGUUGGUUGUGUUAGCAGAACAUCGAUUGGAAAAUACUGUUCUAUCAAUUCACAACGACCAUUUGAUGUCUACUCUCCUGAUAACUGCCUGCGUAUCAAGUUUCAUUCUGAUGAUGAAGACGCAGGGAAGGGUUUUGUGGCACAUUACACCACACUUCCCAAAAGUAACUCUUACAUGCCAAACUCUUGUGGGAAUUUUCUUAAAAGCGGUACCAACUAUGGCACCAUUUCAUCUGCAAAKUGGCCAAAUAACUACUACGCCACUGGUGGUAGCUGCUAUUGGUCAAUUCAGGUCGGCAAAUCCAAAAGUGUCAAGAUUGCUUUUAUGGAUUUUGACCUACCAUCUGAUUUUGGAUGUGAUGAUGUAAAAAUCAAGAUCAAAGCUGAUGAUGAUGAUAAGUCAUACAAUAGAGCAGAUGAGACUGUAAUGGACAGUAGGUGUGGCAGAAGGAAACCUUUCACUGUCACCUCCUCUGAAGAAAGGGUGUACAUCAGGUUUAAAACAGGAUCCAGAAAUGUCAAUCACAGGGGAUUUAUUUUAGGAUAUGUGCUUUAUGAACCAAGUAUCCAUGAUACAGGGUCACAAGUUGCCAUCAUUGUCAUCAGUAUCAUCAUUGUCAUAGUUGUCAUUGGUUGUGUAGUCUUCUGUUACAUUAGAAGACGCYGUGCAGCAGAAAGGUAUCAUCAGGCUCCAGCUGCAGUACCCAUGGCUCCUGCAAGUUAUCCUACUCAGCCAGCAACAAUACCUCCACCAUCAUAUGGACACGCAACAGCAGGUCCAUAUCCUCCACCAGGCUCUCAACCUCCACCAGGACAGUCUCCUUACCCUCCACCAGGACAGUCUCCUUACCCUCCACCAGGACAGUCUCCUUACCCUCCACCUGGACAGUCUCCUUAUCCACCACCUGGACAGUCUCCUUACCCACCACCUGGAGGACAACCUUACCCACCGCCUGGAGGACAUCCUAACCCUCCACCCGGAGGACAGCCUUACCCACCACCAGGAGGACAGCCUUACCCACCACCAGGAGGACAGCCUUACCCUCCACCCGGAGGACAGCCUUACCCUCCACAAGGUGCUCCACCCCCUUAUCCUCCACCGGGACAAGGCCAGCCUUACCCCCCUCCAGGUCAGGAGAAACCCUAUCCACCAAUGUAAAUGACUGCUGCAGUUGCAGUUGGAGUGUAUUUCUGUUCUAUUCAACCUCCUUUGUAUACCCUCAAGCAUUAUGUACAAUGUAUAUUAUUUGAAUAUAUAACUAUCAAUGAAAUACCAAUUUUUCUUUAUCACUAAAAAGUAAUAUCUUCACAUGUGAAGAUUUUAUGAUAUAGAACUUCACAUGUGAAAAUAACACCAUUGGUAAGAGUUUUAAGGAAUCGCAUUCAAUAGUAAAAAUCCACCAAAAUCUUAUAUUUCAUCGAUAAUUAUAAAGUACACCUUUGGUAUGAUUGUAAUAAUCAAAUGCAGAUAGUAUUUAGCCUCCAUUGACUUGUGUGUUAAAAACAAUAGAGGUUUUUCACGGCAGUCAUGUUUAUGGACAGGAAAAAUGCAAUAUUUUUGCAUGAAAGGAAUUUUUUUUUCCCAAAUGAGAAAAAAAUUGUUUUGCCCUCAAACAUGGCUUCCAUGACAUUACAUGAAAACUCUCUAUUGAUUUUUCUUUUACUCAUCAUCAGUAGUAAUCAUCAUAGCUGGAUGUGUGCUUAUUUUUGACUAGUUGUUAGACAUUUUUAUAAUGCCAACACAGAAAGCCUUGGCAUCUACUUUUAAUAUUGAAUAUUGUAAAACCUAUGUUUGGGCUUCCUGUUACGUUAGCAUUGUUUUUAGAGUGUAAGGCCGGCAUCCUKCACUCACAUAUUAAGCACAUCUUGUUAUGUGUAGUAAAUGCUAAGCUAUCCCAGUUUUUCAGGUGAACAUGACCUGUUGGCCAGACUAACUGAUUACACSCAGCAUUUAUUAUUUAUCCGUGAUAUGUCCAAUGAUUAGCCAAGUGUAUGUUAUAUAUAUACUUACAUUUAUGAUAAUUUAGCGGGAUUUUCUGUUCAAAUAUCUAAUUGUUGAAGUUAGAGAAUAAAUCCUGGGAAAAAGUUGUGGCAAGGUUUUAGCGAUCUUUUGUGUGAUUGGAUCCGGAAAUACGUCGCAACUUAUAAGCCCUAAUAGGCUGGUGAACGGGAAAAUUUUAGAAUUGAAAAUGCCGAAUGAAUUAAUAAACUUUUUAUCAUUAUUUAAUUAAAUUUACUUCAUGAAUUUGUAGUUAGAAUUAAAAUUAAUGUUAUUGUUACUGCGAUUUUCAUAAACAUGCGAACCUGUGUCUUCGAGAUGCACGCUGAAAUUUGUUUUUUUCGCUGCCGCCAAUCAAACCUAAUCAGUCGGUACCUGUCAUAUUUUUGACUGGCGGCAGCAAAAACCAAGUUUGAGCUUGCCAAUUAGAGACACAGAGAUUGCAUGCUUUUGAAAAUUGCRGUAAUAUCUAAAAGUAAAUURUCUCCUUUUUACAUAAAUACAUGCAUGAGCUAAUUAUAUCUCAUUAUCACAGAACUAUGAGUGGGAAACCAUACGGUACUGACUUAAAACASGUACACGGUACGACAUGCCGUAACCUUGGAAUGGCUUUCCAUUGUCUUGCAGUAAUUCCUCCAAUCACWAUGAGUAAUCACAGUAUGGCUACGACGUUUUCAAUCGUUUUCCACUCAUAUGUCAACUACUCUAUUAAUAACAUGUACUUAAAUCACUAAAUUGUGGCAUUGCAGURCAUUAAAAGAUACCAAGCCGAGAAGCUAGAGUGUCAACAGUAAACCCGUAAGAUUGACCAA
This is a messenger RNA of Actinia tenebrosa (Australian red waratah sea anemone), 3331 nucleotides long. RefSeq lists its product as uncharacterized. Lineage: Eukaryota; Metazoa; Cnidaria; Anthozoa; Actiniaria; Actiniidae. The record is from RefSeq and is a predicted model, not a curated record.